ACAUUUCCUUUCCUCCUUCAGUAGCGGACGAGCUAACGUAAGGAAAGGGAGAACGAGAGAAGCUUCUUUUUCCGUCAAUUGUUUUCCUUUGACAUCGUGUAAGUUGACACCCGAGGACCUCUGGUGUUUAUUGCCCAAGCGGAACAAUAGAAAAAGCCAUCCAAACGUUGUUCCGCUCGCCUUAUGGGGACUUUGUGUGCAAAGCUCUCGAAACAUAUCAUACAAGCUGUGUCGAGAUGAGCCAAACCUGUAGAUCUGAGGAGGUUGAAUUGGAGUAAUUGGCUCUAAGCAAGGCUCGAAAACCCAUCCCACUUCCACGACCACAAAAGAUCCAUCAUGCCAUUGGAAGAUAGUGUCAUCCAUAGUGAGUAUCGCAACGAAGAUGAAAUCCUGUUCAUGGCACAAUCAUCGCAUCCCGACAACUCGACCCUCGUGGCCAUCUUUGUGAUAACGGUGGUCACCCUCCUGAUGAUCGCUCUGAUCACGUGGAAGCUUUGCUCCUUGUGCAACAAAUGGUACAAACGACGAGAUGAGCUCAGUGAACUGGAGGAGGAUCGACAUUUGGAGGCUGCCUUGACUCAGAGCGAAAAGAAUGUGUUGGAGGCGAAAAAGUUCCUGAACUCCUAUCGAACGGUGACUGUGAUUGGAACAGCAGCCUCUUCACCCACGAUCCAAAGGCCUCCUUGCCUCAAUUGCAAUCUGAUUGCCAUGGGUGAGGCCGUUUCCUACGCGGAUGGAAGUUGUCCUCAAUGUGGAAACAACACUUAAAACGCCCAUCCAUCAACCACAACCCAAUGACAAUAUUCGUCGGAGCUUUUUUGCAUUCAUCCGAUCACCACACGUAAAUCAGGGCAACCAGGCAUAAUCCAAUAUCCGAUAAGGUCCACAUGGUUCGACACUAAUGCUCGAAGUACAGGGUGCCCUGUCAUUCCUGGACAUAGUUCACUCCUCGUUGCAGAUUCGCUCAAUUGUUGAACAAAAACUCGAAAAAAGCCUCAAAAUGAGGGAAGUUCCGUGAAAUGACUUUUGUGGAAGAUCAAACACUCUGCUAAAACUUGGAAAGAAGCUUUAACGACAAAGGAGAGUGAGUGAGCUUCUUUGUGUCCUGAGACUUGAGCGCCACCUUGUCUUUAGUAGUUCCACAUGCGGUUGACUCAAUUGUUCCCGAAGCCAAUGGUCCAUAGAGAGAGCUCUCUAUAUACUCAACUCAAUCCAAUAAGGCCAACGACAGCGUCUGACAGUCCAACCAAGGUGUUUUUGCCAUUCGUACAAGGACUGCGACCAAAGUAGUAAACCCGAUAUUAUGGAGAUGGUCCACCUUUUAUUCUUCCCUUUAUCAGCGAAAGGAACUUUCCAUGAAAGUCCCAGAUGUGACAAUCUUGAUUGGACCAAUUAUUGCCUGAAUUCUCCACCAACGAGGAUGUAGGCGUUUUUUUUUACCCCUAGUCCUCUUCGAUCGAGUGGACCAUCCAUCGCCCAAACG
Tigriopus californicus is the source of this 1483-nucleotide messenger RNA. RefSeq lists its product as uncharacterized. The transcript is spliced from 4 exons. The coding region runs from base 337 to 768 and encodes 143 amino acids. The record is from RefSeq and is a predicted model, not a curated record. Lineage: Eukaryota; Metazoa; Arthropoda; Copepoda; Harpacticoida; Harpacticidae.